Messenger RNA from Zygotorulaspora mrakii, 2277 nucleotides. It is a transcript of the gene DSL1, whose product is annotated as Dsl1p. NCBI's taxonomy places the organism in Eukaryota, Fungi, Ascomycota, Saccharomycetes, Saccharomycetales, Saccharomycetaceae. The record is from RefSeq and is a predicted model, not a curated record. Gene Ontology annotation, cellular component: RZZ complex. Gene Ontology annotation, biological process: mitotic spindle assembly checkpoint signaling; endoplasmic reticulum to Golgi vesicle-mediated transport. The transcript has a single exon. The coding region runs from base 1 to 2277 and encodes 758 amino acids.
AUGGAGGGUGUUGUGCAGAUCAUUCGAGACCCAGUAAGAAACUUAUUGGGUGACAACGAUAAACUGCUGCGUGAGUUAAAGAACGACAAAUUGCUGGAGGAAUAUCUCAACAGUAAUAGAGAGAAUGGUCACAAUAGUUCUGAUAUACUAAGCAGGGAGCAGGAGCUGAGUAAAGAGCUGCAUGAAUUGAGUCGGCUUAGAAGCAUUCCGGGGCUAGUGUUGGAGAUUGAAACCAAUCUUGAACUCCAGGAGUUCGAGAAUUGCUACCAGUCGUUGAAGACUUUGAGAAAGAAAUUAUAUGAGAAUGAGUUCAUCCUGAAUAAAAGCUUUGGUCUACAACAAUCAGUUUCCAGAUUUGUUGAUGGUUUGCACGUCAAGUUUGUGCAUCAGGUCCAUGAAGUAUGCAAAGCCUUUUGGAAAGUACAGGAUGAUUCGAUCGCACUUCAUAAACGGAUCAAGUGGGGCAAGGAUGACGUUGAAAUAGAAUAUUCGGCUUUUAUAGAGUCUGUUGCAACACUAUUUUUCCCAGAAGGGCUUGUGGAUUCGAAACACUGGAUUAUCGACGACAUGCUCCUAGCUGAUCUCCAAGAAAAUGUCAGAGCCACUUUGAAAUCCAUAUUUAAUGAUCACAUACAUCUUGACGUAAUAGUGGAAAAAAUGAAGAGUCUAAUAUUUGUUGGAAAAAAGGAGAUUGCAUUCAGUGACGACAAGGAUUUCCUCAUCCUCAAAGGGGUGUAUAUUGGUAAUGAGGAGACAACCGCUGGAACGUUAUCAAACUUUGAAAGCAUUCUUCUGUUUCUUGAUCACACAUCGCCACCUGGAGCUAAGUCAGUGCUUGUACGAAGACUUUGUCCUGUUCUUGCAAAUGAUCUAUUAAAAGUUAUCAAAAAAAAUGCAUCCGGCGUUUUCGGUCCACAAGAAAGCUCUGUUAAAAAGAAAGCUCUUCGUGUCAAUUGUUUACUAGAAAAACUUUUGAACAGUCAAGAGGACAUGUCAAAAGCAAUCGCAAGUGAAAUUGAGCGUCUUUUGACUAGUGAAGAGUUAUAUGUCCAUCUGCAGCUUGAAAAAAUCUUCCAAGAACAAUUGCAAGAGCUGCGCAUGCUAUUUGAAGAUGAAAACAAAAAUUUAGUAAGAGUUGAGCCUAAGCUUGUAACUUACCAGACAGGAAGCUCAAGGAAUUCUAUGGCCGCAGAUGGUAUGACAAAUAAAAACUUAAAAGAUGAUGAAACCGAAGAUUGGGGCUGGGAAGCAGAUGAUGGUUGGGAUGAUCAGAUUGACGUUAGCGUUGAGGGAGAUAAUGUAAGCCGCAUAUCGAAAAAAAGUAGGAACACAGAAAAGACAGACGAUCUUGGAGCUGUAGAAGAUAAUGCAGACACCGAAGGAGUUGAAGACGGAUGGGAUGACGCUUGGAAUGUUGAUUUCGAUGUAGAAGAUGAGCGAAAAUCCAUGAAAAGCGUUGAGACCAAAUCUUCUUUUAAGGUUACGUCAUUAUCAAAAAAAUAUAUGGCAUCGAUUCGAGUCUUCUCUCAAAGGUGGAAAGAGAAAUGUGGUGGUUCAUUUGAUGAACCGUAUUAUCGUUACAAAUUGAAUGUGCUUCAAACUGCGUAUAUGGGAAUGUGCAUACCAUAUUUUGGAGAUGAUUGGUGUCAGCUAUCGAGAGAUUUAAGCUACAUACACUCGGCAGAUAGAUCAUUUUCAAGACUGUAUGAAUUGGCUUUGAAUUAUUUGGAUUUUAAUAUUAGAACUAGAGAAAAAAUUUGUGAUACUUACGUGUCACAACAAUUGGAAGAAUUUGAGCAAAACGAGUCAAACCCCUCUUGGGAUACGACAAUCACUGAGUUGUUGCCUUUUAUUCACAACGAAGUGAUUGGGCCUUUUUCUCAAUUGAACAAUGGAGUCGCACAAGAGUGUAUCACAAAAUUUUUGAAAUUUUUAUAUCAGAAUUGUAUCGCAGGAAAAAUUCUGACUUGGAAUAUUAUAUCUGAGAAAAAUUCUGAGAAUUUAUCAGAAUUUAUCUCUUUGAUAUUCGCAAAGACAGAAGUCACAAUUCUACCUCACAGCAAGGAAAUGAGUGAACUGCGUGAAAAGUUUUCCUUCAUAGGAACGUUUCUACCCCUACAUCUCAAGGACAUAAUGGAAUUGUUCUAUCACGGCGACUUCUAUCUUUUUACCACUGACGAAAUUAUACAAUGGAUCGUUUUAUUGUUCGCAGAGACCCCACUGAGAAGAAAUGCCAUCGAUGAUAUAAGAGAAAUUAGGAACGUCGAGCUAGAAUAA